Geodia barretti is the source of this 498-nucleotide messenger RNA. The record is from the annotation of a GenBank genome assembly. NCBI's taxonomy places the organism in Eukaryota, Metazoa, Porifera, Demospongiae, Tetractinellida, Geodiidae.
CAAGGAGCGGUCGUGCCGACGAUUAGCCAGCUCGUGAGGAAGGGACGUUUCCGAAUCGAGACCAAGACCAAGAGCCCGGCCUUGCAGCGGUCUCCCCAGCGUCGGGGCGUGUGCGUCCGCGUGUUCACGCAGACCCCGAAGAAGCCGAACUCCGCGUUGCGGAAGGUUGCCCGCGUCCGGCUGACGAAUCAGAUCGAAGUGACCACCUACAUUCCGGGCGAGGGCCACAACCUCCAGGAGCACUCCCUGGUGCUCAUCCGUGAGGGCGUGUCAAGGAUCUGCCCGGGGUGCGCUACCACGUGGUCCGCGGGACGCUGGACACCACCGGCGUGCAGGGCCGAAAGCAGAGCCGGUCGAAGUACGGGGCAAAGCGGCCGAAGGCGUAGGAUCGGGUCCCGAGUUCCCGGUUGUCGAGAAGGAAAUAGUCAAUGCCACGCAGACGCGAAGUGCCGAAGCGCGAGGUGCCGCCGGACCCGCUCUACAACAGCACCCUGGUGA